GAGGAAGAGAGAGGGGUAGGAGGAGGGAGGAGGAGUGCUCCUGGUAGCUUCUUGUAGGCAGCGUGUAGUGUAGGGUUGGUGCUGGCUGAAGGGUGGAGACUGAGCAGCAGCGGGGAGGGUGUAUGUCAGCUGGAUCAGCAAGAAAGAGCAGCCAGAGCAGAGCAGGAGAGAGGGAGCCACAGCACAGCGAGCGAGUGUAUGUGUAUGAGCGUGCCUGCCUGCCUUCCUGCUAGCCUGCUGACUGUGUGUGAGAGAGGAGAGUCAGUAAGCGUGUGGAUACUACUCCACCAGACUGCAUGUCUCUGGCGUCACUAAGGGAGCAGCACACACAUUACAGAGAGUAAGGCGGAACCAGAGUUCUGACAGAACUGCAGGCCAGGAGGACACCAGGAAAGAGUGCGGCGGAGUUAGCAGACAAGACAGACAGACUACACAAGGCCUAGCUCAGAAGCCCUAUCAUGGCGUCCAACAACACAGCAAGCAUCGCCCAGGCCAGGAAACUGGUAGAGCAGCUGAAGAUGGAGGCCAACAUCGACAGGAUAAAGGUGUCCAAAGCAGCAGCGGACUUAAUGUCAUACUGCGAAGCCCAUGCCAAAGAGGACCCCCUCCUGUCGCCGGUGCCCGCAUCCGAAAACCCUUUUAGGGAGAAGAAGUUCUUCUGUGCCAUCCUGUAAACAGGAUGUGGUUUAUUUGGUCUGCUCAUCUUGGGACAUGAACGAGGACGUUCAAUAUGUAGACAUCUUCUAACAGGGGGGCUAGGUGAAGUACUAGUGCCCCUUUCGCUACAAUGGCACCUAAAGAGUGCAAUUAAAAA
Molecule: messenger RNA, 814 nt
Organism: Coregonus clupeaformis (lake whitefish)
Lineage: Eukaryota; Metazoa; Chordata; Actinopteri; Salmoniformes; Salmonidae
Product: guanine nucleotide-binding protein G(I)/G(S)/G(O) subunit gamma-2
Exons: 4
Coding region: 459-674 (71 amino acids)
Biological process (GO): G protein-coupled receptor signaling pathway
Cellular component (GO): heterotrimeric G-protein complex
Molecular function (GO): G-protein beta-subunit binding
Source: RefSeq, a predicted model, not a curated record